AUGAUGACGAGGCAGCCUUUGACCGAGGCGCCGCCUCCGAGUCGCGCGGCACAGUCGCCCCUCCGCUGGUCGUACAGUGAUCGAUUCGUCGUCCCGGAAUGCGAGGCCCCGGCGCCAGGGUUCGUCGCAGCGCCCGCCGCGGCGCCGCCCGGCGAGGCGCCCGCGCCGGCCGCGCCGCACGCCGCGCCGGCGCCCGCACCUGCUGCGGAAGCGCCCGCCCCGGCGCUCGCGCCCGCCCCCGCGCCGGCGGCGGCGAGCGAAGCCCCGGCCCCCGCGCCGGGCCCGGCGCCCGACCUCGACGCCGUUAUAAGGACGCUCCAGGCGCGCUGGCGCGGCCGCGUCCUGCCGACGCUCCGCGCCGUCGCGGAGGAGGCCCUCGACGUCGCCGAGCUCGACCGCCUGCUCGACGAGGACGACUCGGACGGCGGCGAGGAAAAAGGCCCCGAUCCCGAGCCAGCGCCGCCGCCGGAGGUCGACCGCGCGACGAGGCGCCGGGCGCUCCAGGAGCUCGCGCGGAACCUCCAGACGCUCGCGAGCGCCGCGGAACGCGAGCACGCGUCGCGGGCGCGCCUGCCGCGCGUGAGGCGCCUGGGGGGCGUGAUCGUGUUCGAGGCGACGAUCGCCGACCACGGCCGGAUGCGCGCGGCGGCGGGCGAGCGCCUCGAGGCGCUGCGAGCGUCGGGCGCGCUCGGCCCGUCGGCGGCGCACGCGGCGGUGUUGGACCUCGCGCUGCCGCUCGCGCGCGAGGGCGCGCGCGUCGACGACCGAGGUGCGGUACGAGAGCUCCGCCGGGCCGUGGACCGGCACGCCGUGCUCGUGCGGCGCGCCUUGCGCAAGGACGACCGUCGGCAGGCCGCCGAGCGAGCCGCCGCGUCGCCCCCGCGCCGACCGCCGCGCGAGCGAGCGCGCCCCGUCAAGCUGAGCCCGGGCCGCCGCGCCGCCGUUCGGCGGCUGCGGGCGGGGCGCGCGAACCGUCCGGCGCCGCCGCCAGAACGUCCGGCGCGGUCAAACUUCCCCUCGACGGCGACGGACGAGCCCCUCGAGAUCUCGCGGUUCUGUGACUACCGGCCGCGCGAGGAGGACCUGCUGGGCCUGCGGCUGUAA
Molecule: messenger RNA, 1104 nt
Organism: Pelagomonas calceolata
Lineage: Eukaryota; Pelagophyceae; Pelagomonadales; Pelagomonadaceae
Source: the annotation of a GenBank genome assembly